Messenger RNA from Rotaria socialis, 1203 nucleotides. Lineage: Eukaryota; Metazoa; Rotifera; Eurotatoria; Philodinida; Philodinidae. The record is from the annotation of a GenBank genome assembly.
AUGAUAGAAGAACAAACUAAUGAAAAUUUAAAUCCAAACUAUUUUAGCAAGCUCGAUGUUCUUGCUGAACUAGCAUCGAGUCAAAAGCCAAUUAUUAAUGAUUCAUCAAUAAAAAAAGAAUAUGAUACAUCAAUAAAACAAGAACAUGAUGUAUCCAAUGAUGAAACAAAUCUUUCAUUAUCGUCGUCAUUAUUAUUAAAUUCAAGUAUUAAAAGUGAAGGAACAAUAUCAACCAAUGAUAAUUCUAAUACAGCCUUAUCACCAACAUUUGUUCUUAAAACAACACAAAAAGGUAAACCAUGUAUUUUACUUGAUGGCCAUAGAUAUAAACAUCGACGUGAUAAUCUCGAUGGUUCAAUGUCAUGGACAUGUACACAUGAAUUAUGUAGUGCUAGUGUAAGAACAUUUGGUGAACGAGUUGUACGUCGUAAUGAUGAUCAUUUACAUGGACGUACAUUACGUGUUGAUCCACAACAAGAAUUUUUAUCACGGUUGAAAAAACGAGCAGCCGAAGAUACAGUUACAAUACCAAGAAUCUAUGAUGAAGAAUUAGCAAGAUCUGUUGAUGAACAUUCACCGGAAAUACGAUCACAUUUGCCAUCAUUUUCAUCAGUGAAGUCAACAUUAUAUCGUCAUCGACAACGUGGUCAACGUAAUCAAGCAUCAAAAUUAAUGAAAACUGAAUUAAAUAGUGAUUGUAAAUCAUCAUCAUCAGUUCAUACAGCAAUGAAUAAUAGUAGUGGAUGGAAUACAUUGCCACCUAAGAAACGUCCAUUAACAAUCAAUGUUGAUUGUUUACCAACGCCAAGUCCAUCAUCUUGUUGUUCUUCAUCUUGUUCUUAUGUAUCAUCUGAAAGUCAUAAUGGUGAUAAACGACGAAAAUAUUCAUCAUCUUCAUCAUCAUCUUCAACAACAACGACAACGACAACAACAAUACCACCACCAAUAACAACAACAACAGCAGCAACAACAACAGCAAUGACUGACGAUAAUAAUAGUGCUCAACUGGCUGCUGCUGCUGCUGCACUUGAAUCUCAACAAUUGAUUGCCAAAUUUCUUUCAAAUCCAUAUAAUCUUUUAUUGGCACAAAAUUAUUUUGCUAAAUAUUCUUCAACUUUUGCCGAUAAUCCACAUUUUAUGCUUAUGCAUGCAUAUGCAUUAGUACUAUCUAGUCUUCAACAGCAACAACAACAACUUAUGUGA